GUCAGAGUCUACGUGGUGAGGUUUGGAACCGUUGAUCCGGUUGUGUACUGAUCACCAUGGUUGAGACCCGUAGUGGGAAAGGCACUAGCCCCUACACCAAGGAGCAGCAAGAGAAGAUGGCCGCCCUAGUGAAAGAAAACAAGGAGAGGAAGGAGCUCGAGAAGCAGGCGAAGCUAAAGGCUAUCGCAGAGGAGCAGGCGGCAAAGAUGAAGAAGUUAGAGGAGGAGAUGAAGAGAGUUCAACAGGAGGAGAAAGAGAGGAGAAAGGCUGUCGAAGAAGCAGCAGCAGCAGAAGAGGAGAAAGAGAGGAUGCGUAUUGAGAGUAGAGAGGGAAGUAGCGACACGAAAAAGGAUACAGACGCUGAGAUGGAGAAGAAGAUAAGUGAGUGGGUCGCUAAUUUAUCGUUGGGAGAAGAUGAGGAGGCAAAGUCUUAUGUGACUCAGGAGGAGAGGGAGGCGCUAGCCAGUGAGCUAGCAACAAUGAAGGACCCUAUGGAACGGCGAGAAAGGGAGGAGGAGCAGAAAUUGGCAUGGAAACUGAGGAUGAAGAGGGAGAAGAAGAGGAGGAGAGAGGAAGUCAACAAACUGACCGCAGAGGUGGCGAAGGUGCAGGAGUGUAGGAAAGAAGUGGAGGCCCAGGCAGAUGACAAGGCCAAGUGGGAUAAGGUAUUGGGGUACCUAGAGGUGCUGAGCAAAGCCUGGAUGGAGGAGCGCCAGGCCAAGACUUUGCGCGAUAUAGUCACCCACAUUGGGGGCGACGUCAGGCAAUUGAGGGACAACAUAGGGAAGUUUUGUGAGGGCGCCAUCGAGGGUGCCAAAGCAAUAGUUGCUGUAGAGGGCGAGGGCAGACCCCGUAAAGAGCCUGUAAAGCUCAAGUUUCGAGACGCAAACGGGGGAAAGAAGGAGGAGAACUUUGACAACUGGGAGGCCAGUGUCAAUAGUUACAUAUAUUUACAACACAUCCUGUCAGAGGAACAAGUCCCCGUGGCCUUCCAGGCCCUUAAGGAUGAGGCGGCUAGUUUUGCCAGGUCCCUUGCGCGUGUAGCCGGUUGUGAAAACAACCUGGUUGCAUAUUCAAGAGUCACCCCUCUUCCUCAAUUUUUUAAGCUCCUGAAGGAGCGAUUUGUAGACCCAACGAGAGGCGUUCGCGCCUCUGAUAAGCUACAAACGAUCCACUCGCGACAGUGGAGGAGUGCAAGAGCACUCAAGGGUACCAUGGACGACUUGGUAGCCGUCCCAGACCAUGGGGUCACUGAGACCCAAUUGGUCCAGUUGUUUUAUCGUGCCAUGCCAGAGGCCCUGCGUGGGCAUUUCUUUGACAAAUCUCAACAGGCCGACAUCACUUAUGAUGCAUUGAGUAGAGAAGUCGUCCUGUAUGAGUCAAAGUCCAUGCCAGUUACCACCUUCUGGCACAAGGACUUAGAUAAGGGGAAAAGGUGGAAGGGUCGUACCAUCUCGGGCCAAGUGAGGGCCAAGGAUCAUAUGAUCCUUACUUUAGAAGAAGGUGGUAUUGAUGAGGUCCCAUACAGUCAGAUUGAGUGGGGCCUAGAGGAAGAGGACAGUAGCGUGGGACAGGGGAGGUCCUAUGUUGUUGUCGCGGCUGGAGGGAGGCCGCAAGGUAGAGGAGGAGGCCAGGGCCAAAGGGGCCAGGCCAUGGGAGGCCAAGGACCGGGCGCACAGGGGGUUGGCGGACAGGGAAACCGCCAAGUGGGAGGCCCGUGCCUAGCUAGCUGUCCAGAGACCGCUUGUGUUAGCGUCUCUCUAGGCACGUCCCUCACAGGUGUGGCAGAAGAGUUGAAGGAGAGAAUGCCAGCCUGGGCCAAAAUGAAGAAGGAGAGUAAGGGACAACUAAUCUUAGUAGACGUAGAGGUGUUUAGAAGUAGAGUAGGGGCCCUUAUAGAUUCAGGGGCCACCCGCAGUUAUAUUAGCCGUAGGGCGCUGAAGAAGCUGAGGCUAGGAUUGGAAGUCCAAAAGUUAGCAUACCCUAUAGUCAGUGUCCUCGCAGACAACCGCACGAUGCGAGUCGAGGACGACGUAGAGGGAGUCCAGGCGUAUUUUCGCCUAAAGAAGGAUGGAAAGGUGAGGAAAGUUAUCCAUUCCUUGACUCUCCUCGUACAGGACGACCUUCCUUUCGACGUAGUAUUGGGAAUGGAUUGGGGAGAGGCAACAGGGGCCACACUCCAUUUGAGAGAGCAUGAGUGUAGGCUCCCUAGCCCGUCAGGCGAGGUUAAGACUGCCCGCCUGUUUCAUGUGUCAGGUGUAAACAACACCUUGGCACAUUGCUGUCUCAGUGCUCCCGCGUUCACGCGACUAGUGAAAAAGGAGCAGUUAGAGGAUCAGGUCUUUGUAGUUUAUGUUAGACCUGUCACUGAGGCCAAGGAAAAGGAUGGUUCCACAAAUCCAACGAUUGCCAAGCUGCUGGAAGAGUUCAAAGAUUUGAUUGAGUCGCCCACAGGAGUAGUGUCGCGACCCAUCCAGCACAGGAUAGAGUUAGAGCCUGGUAGUAGAACUCCUAAGGGUGCAGUUUACAGGAUGUCCCCUAGAGAGUUAGAAGAGUUUCGCAAGCAGUUAGACGAACUCCUUGAGAAAGGUUGGUCUCCUUUUGGAGCACCAGUCAUGUUUGUCCCAAAGAAGGAAGGAGAGUUGCGUAUGUGUAUAGACUAUAGGGGUUUGAAUGCGAUUACUGUGAAGAAUGUUGAACCACUGCCCAGGAUAGACGAUCUCUUAGAUUGGGUGCAGGGUUGCAAGUACUUCUCUAAGAUAGACUUGAAGUCCAGAUACCAUCAGAUAGAAGUUCAUCCUGAUGAUCAGUACAAGACUGCAUUCCGGACUCGUUAUGGGCACUAUGAGUUUAUAGUGAUGCCCUUUGGACUAACCAACGCGCCAGCCACUUUUCAGCGUUGUAUGAACGAUCUGUUCAGACCAUGGUUAGGCAAGUUUGUAGUAGUCUAUUUAGAUGAUAUAUUAGUUUUCAGUAGGACCCUCCAGGAGCACCAAGGUCAUCUGAGGCAGGUCUUGGAGAAGCUACGAGAGGCUAACUUCAAGAUCAACGCAAAGAAGUGCGAGUGGGCCAAGACACAAGUCCUGUACUUGGGCCACGUGCUGGACGGAGAUGGCAUUAAGCCAGAGGACAGUAAGAUAGCGGCGAUUAGAGAUUGGCCGACGCCCCGCACAUUGACAGAGUUGCGGUCGUUCCUAGGCCUAGCUAACUACUAUCGAAAGUUCGUAAGGAACUUUUCUACUAUCGCCACUCCCCUGCGCAGGUUGCUUAAGAAAGAGGCAAUCUGGCAAUGGGACAAAGAUUGUACGUAUGCGCUAAAGAGAUUGAAGCGCACACUAAUAGAGUACCCUGUCCUCAAAGUAGCAGAUCCGUCUUUGCCAUUUGUCGUCACCACGGACGCAAGUCGGUAUGGGAUAGGCGUCGUGUUGCAGCAGAAUGACGACAAUGGCUAUAGACCCAUAGAGUUCAUGUCCGCGAGGAUGCCCUAAGAGAAGGUAGCCACCUCGACAUACGAGAGGGAACUCUACGCUCUCAGGCAGGCUCUAGACCACUGGAAGCAUUACCUGCUUGGGAGGCACUUCAAAGUGUAUUCUGACCAUGAAACACUUAGAUGGUUAAAGACUCAGGCCAAGAUGACACCUAAGUUGACUAGGUGGGCCGCAGAGAUAGACCAAUAUGACUUUGAGCUUAAGCCAGUGAAGGGCAAAUACAACGUAGUUGUGGAUGCUCUAAGUAGAAGAUCAGACUACUUUGGAGCUCUAGUACACUAUCAGGAUAUAGGGAGAGACCUGCAGGAGAAAGUGAAGCAAGCGUAUGCACAUGACCCUAUCUAUAGCGACCUCCUAAAGAGAGUUAGAGAGGCCCCAAAGACUGAGCCAGAUUACCACACUACAGAGGGAUUACUGUUUGAGAAGACUAACGUAUUCGACCGCCUGUGCGUUCCCAACAACGAAGAGAUUUGUAGUUUGAUCCUAGGGGAAUGCCACGAUAAUGAAGGACAUUUUGGUUG
Messenger RNA from Chara braunii, 4009 nucleotides. NCBI's taxonomy places the organism in Eukaryota, Viridiplantae, Streptophyta, Charophyceae, Charales, Characeae. The record is from the annotation of a GenBank genome assembly.